Messenger RNA from Sodiomyces alkalinus F11, 3912 nucleotides. Its product is annotated as Hira-domain-containing protein. Gene Ontology annotation, biological process: regulation of DNA-templated transcription; DNA-templated transcription; chromatin remodeling. The transcript is spliced from 3 exons. Gene Ontology annotation, molecular function: nucleosome binding; protein binding. The record is from RefSeq and is a predicted model, not a curated record. The coding region runs from base 212 to 3481 and encodes 1089 amino acids. NCBI's taxonomy places the organism in Eukaryota, Fungi, Ascomycota, Sordariomycetes, Glomerellales, Plectosphaerellaceae. Gene Ontology annotation, cellular component: HIR complex; nucleus.
CAACGACCAGAAUUUCCGGGCGCAAGAGACCCAACGGAUCCGUCACCCAAGUCGACAUCCAAACCCCGACCCCAAUACCAACUGCGAAAUCUACUAGACUAGUCAUAUACAUAUUCAGACAAGGUCGGCUGCUAUCCCGCUGCAGCAAUUGUUCGAGCGGUCGCAUGCGAAUUCACCCUCUAUCGAGCAUCGCCCAUGCAGACGAGCCGCGAUGCACGUCAUCAAGCCAGCUUGGCUGAGCCACAGCGGCGAGCAGAAGGACUUUGAGGUCUACAGCUGCCAUGUCUCGCCCGACGGGAAACGUCUGGCCACUGCCGGCGGUGACGGUCACGUCCGUGUCUGGUCGACCGAAGCUAUCUACGGCACAGAUACUGGCAAAAGUGCGGGAAAACCACGCCAGCUCUGCCACAUGAGCCAUCAUCUCGGCACAAUCCACUCUGUCCGAUUCUCUCCCAAUGGUCGCUAUCUUGCCUCGGGCGCCGACGACAAGCUCAUCUGCGUCUACCAUCUCGACAAGAACCCUCCUAUCGCUUCCUUCGGCAUUGGCGAGCCACCUCCCGUAGAAAACUGGAAGACGUACAAGCGUCUCGUUGGCCACGACAACGAUGUCCAGGACCUCGCCUGGUCUUACGAUUCCUCCAUUCUGGUCUCCGUCGGCCUCGACUCGAAAGUCGUCGUAUGGUCAGGCCAUACUUUCGAAAAGCUCAAAACCCUCACCGUCCACUCGAGCCACGUCAAGGGCAUCACAUUCGACCCUGCCAACAAGUUCUUCGCCACGGCUUCCGACGACCGAACAAUAAAAAUCUUCCGCUUCACGCCCCCGGCCCCGAACGCCACACAGCACGACAUGGUGAAUAACUUCGUCUUGGAGACCACCAUCAACGCACCCUUCAAGAGCUCCCCGCUGACGACCUAUUUCCGCCGAUGCUCCUGGUCCCCGGAUGGCAACCACAUCGCUGCCGCCAAUGCCGUCAACGGGCCGGUGAGCUCCGUCGCCAUCAUCGAACGGACGCGCUGGGACAGCGAGAUCAACUUGAUCGGGCACGAGGGUCCCACGGAAGUCUGCAUGUUCUCGCCUAGGUUGUUCUACACGGCCGAUCCCGUUACCUCGGACGAAGGUUACAGCAGCCAGCUCGUGACGGUCAUCGCCUCGGCGGGCCAGGACAAGACACUGAGCAUCUGGAACACCAACACGUCCCGUCCCGUCGUCAUCCUCCAGGACGUCGCUAGCAAAUCCAUCUCCGAUCUGUCGUGGACGCCCGACGGUCAGACGUUGUUCGCGUCGAGUCUGGAUGGCGCCGUCAUUGCCCUGCGGUUCGACAGGGGCGAGCUCGGCUGGGUCGCCAACGCGGAAGAGAACGAUAAGGCGUUGCAAAAGUAUGGCGCCUCUAGGAAAGGGAUGGGCAUCGCCGAGGACGUGGAAGGCCUGCAGCUCGAGUACCACAGCAAGGCGGGAGAGUCCAAGGCGGCCGAGUCCCGCAUGGGAGCUCUCAUGGGCGACCUCUCCGCCGCCGCCGAGGCGGCCCCCACCGCCAACGGCAUCAAGACGAACGGGACGGGCACCUCAACCCCGAAAGCCCUUCCCAACGGCAAUAUGGAGUCGGACAAAUCCAAGGACAAGGAGAAAGACAAAGAGAAGGAGAAGCACAAGGAAAAGGAAAAGGAAAAAGAGGUGGAGAGGGAGAGGGAGACGGAAAAAAAGAAGCCCGCGGAAGAAAGUGCCGACAAGGCUGCUGAACGUGUAAGGGAGCUCAAGGCCCGAGUCACCAUCGGAAAAGACGGCAAGAAACGCGUCGCCCCUUUACUUGUCUCUUCCUCCGGCACAGGCCAGUCGUCCCUUCCCCAGACCCAACUCGUCGGGUCGACAUCGACGGCGAAGGGGUCUCAGAACGAUGCGCCGCUGUCCAUCCUCGACCUUAGUAAGCCGGUGGACGGGCUUCCGAAAGGCGGGAUCGCGGCCAUGCUUCUGGGCAACAAACGGAAAGCCAUCGCCAUGGAAGGGGAGGAAGAAGACGAUGCGACAAGAAGGCGACCGACAGCAGGCCCGACCCCUAUCGUCGUGAACGGACCGGACGGUGUAGAGCCUGCUUCCGUGGCGGAACGGCCGCAGGGGGUGAUUCCGACGCCGGAGUACCUACGACCUGCCGUCGUCAACCCGUCCAUGGCGCUUGCGCAGAUUCGGCUGGCCGUCCCGAAAGUUCGAUCCCACAUUGUCAGGCCGAUGGAGCGCGGAAUUCUUGUGGGAGAGGAUAGCGCCAGCCUCGACGAAGCGUCCAAGGCGCCGGAGAACCUCGUCCUGGAAGCCCGCAACCCCGUCAGUGCCAAGGACCCGUCGCACGUCACGGUCGUCAAACGCGGCAUGCUCGUGUGGCAGGACUACCUGCCCCGCGCCGUCCUGCUCGUCACGGGCAACAAACACUUCUGGGCGGCGGCCUGCGAGGACGGCAGCAUCUACAUGUGGACGCCGGCCGGACGGAGGCUGAUGAACGCCGUCGUCACCGAGUCGCAACCCGUCAUCCUCGAGAGCCGCGAGCACUGGCUGCUGUGCAUCAAUGCCGUCGGCCUCUGCUACGUCUGGAACGUCAAAACCCAAUCCUCCCCCCACCCCCCCGUCUCCCUGGGACCGGUCCUCGAGCUGGCCACGACGACCCUGAACCCGCACGCCGCCAGCUCCGGUCCCGGCGUCACCUCGGCGUCUCUCAACUCGACGGGCCACAUGGUCGUCACGCUCACCAACGGCGACGGCUACUUUUACGCCCGCGAAAUGUACGCCUGGCAACGCGUCAGCGAGGCCUGGUGGGCCGUCGGUUCGCAGUACUGGAACAGCAACGACUCGUCCGUCAGCGCGCUGCAAUCCACGGCGGUUGGUCCGGUCGCGCCGUCGUCGUCGGCGAAGAACGACAGGGACAGGGACAGGGACAAGGACAAGGAGAAGGAGAAGGAGAAGGAGAACCAGGCCGUCCCCGUCUCGGCCGGGGUCAUCCCGCACCUCGAGCGGCACACGACCAACGAGUUCCUCCUGCGCGGCAGGGCGUACACGCUGCAGCGCAUCAUCAAGACGCUGAUGGCCAAGGACGGCUUCGAGGCCUUCGAGAGCACCGUGAGCAUCGCGCAUCUGGAGAACCGCAUCGCUGCCGCGCUGCAGAUGGGGGCUCGGGACGAGUUCCGCCUCUACCUCUUCAUGUAUGCCAAACGCAUCGGGGCCGAGGGCCUGCGCGGGAAGGUCGAGGAGCUGCUGAACAGUUUGCUGGGUGGGAUCCUCAAGGAUACGAAGGGGCAGACGAGCGAGGGGAGAGGCUGGUAUACGGCGGAGGAGGAGAUUUGUGGAUGGGAUCGGAAGGAGUUGCUCAAGGGCGUCGUCAUGAUUCUCGGCAAAUUCAGGGAAUUACAACGGCUAACUGUCCAAUACGCCCGCGUCCUGGAUCUAACUCUAGAAUCAGACGAUGCCGACGAUGGCAACCCAAUGGAGGUCGAGGCCUGAGCCUUCAUGACAACUCUUUCUGUGCCAUGUAUCAACGGCCAAACGACAAUGCCGCAUCUUCAGGCAUCUUCUCGGACGGCACACUGCAGUGUAUAUGUACUACUUCCUCUUUCUUUUACACGCAGGUUAUUCGCAGCGUUGUCUUUUGUGUCUUCCGUCUAUGAGGGAACGGGGGGGUCCUCUUGGUGAAGAAGGACAGGGUAGGCAGCUGGGGGGGAAAUAUUAUGGAUGGGGGAAUGAGUGCGGCUGGCUUUUCACACAAGACACAUACAUCUAGGCUUAUAGUCCGCCUGCGAGGCGUCAGUUGGAGUUACUGGCGUAUUUGGUUGCUUCUGUUCGAGGAAGACGACGAUGGGGAAUUUCUUACCCCCCAUGUCCAACAAAUAUAUGCUACGAAGAGUGGAAUACAAUUCGGUCGCUGGGCUUCUGAC